Molecule: messenger RNA, 1970 nt
Organism: Lates calcarifer (barramundi perch)
Lineage: Eukaryota; Metazoa; Chordata; Actinopteri; Centropomidae
Gene: chek1
Product: checkpoint kinase 1
Exons: 14
Coding region: 190-1572 (460 amino acids)
Biological process (GO): DNA damage checkpoint signaling; protein phosphorylation; microtubule cytoskeleton organization
Cellular component (GO): cytoplasm
Molecular function (GO): ATP binding; protein serine/threonine kinase activity; tau-protein kinase activity
Source: RefSeq, a predicted model, not a curated record
AAGCGGAAGUGACGACGGUGUCGGAAGUUAUCCCCUGUGAAAACAACAAGGCGCCAAAUUUGUGCCAAAUACACAACUGUUGCUGCCUUAAACGUAUUUUUAAAAGUUCGUCUGAACUUUGCGAGUGAAUUUGCAAAACGCUGCUAGCUGAGGAGGACCGUGCAGGUGUUUCUGUUUCUGUUUUUUAGCAUGGCGGUGCCUUUUGUGCAGGACUGGGACCUUGUUCAGACACUGGGAGAAGGAGCCUAUGGAGAAGUGAGGCUCCUGGUGAACAGGCAGACAGAGGAGGCGGUUGCCGUGAAGGUGAUCGACACCUCUCAGGCUAAAGAGUGCGCUGAAAAUGUCAAGAAGGAGGUCUGCGUCCAUAAGGCGCUCAACCACCCCAACAUUGUACGUUUUUUUGGGCACCGGAAGGAAGGGCCGACUGUGUACCUCUUCCUGGAGUACUGCACAGGAGGGGAGCUGUUCGACCGAAUCGAGCCGGAUGUGGGGAUGGCAGAGAAAGAUGCUCAUAAAUUUUUCCAGCAGCUAAUAGCGGCUGUGGAGUACCUCCACAGCGUCGGCAUCACCCACAGAGACAUAAAACCAGAGAACAUUUUGCUGGAUGACAAAGAUAACCUGAAGCUGACAGAUUUCGGCCUGGCCACCAUGUUUCGUUUCAAAGGGCGAGAACGUCUCCUGAGUCGACUCUGUGGGACGCUGCCCUACGUGGCUCCGGAGCUUCUCAGCCAAACGGAGUUCAAAGCUCAGCCUGCAGAUAUCUGGGCUUGUGGGAUAGUCCUCACUGCCAUGCUGGCUGGAGAGUUACCAUGGGACCAGCCCACUGAGAGCUGUCAAGAAUAUUCAGACUGGUGUCAAAAGAAAACAUAUCUGCCUCCUUGGAAGAAAAUACAACCAACGCCACUUAGUUUGUUGUCCAAAUUACUGUUGGCCAGUCCAGAUGCACGCAUCACUAUCGCAGACAUACAGAAAGACCGCUGGUUUACUCAAGGUGUAAAGCCACCACCCUCACCGGGGUCAGGAGGAAACAAACUUCUUCGAUCAGAUGUGGGACUCAAAUCCCGGACCAACAGUGAUGACAGGAUGCAGGUUUCCAGCUCUCAGCCUGAUUUUGCAGCAGGUGGCUGGGAAGCCAUGUUGUUAAUCAGUCAGACCGACGGUCAAGUCAGCUUCUCCCAGCCGACCAAGCCGGAGCACAUGUUGCUGGGUAGUCAGCUCCUGGGCACACCGGGAGCCAGUCAGUCGCCGUGGCAGAGAUUAGUGCGGAGAAUGACGCGUUUCUUCACCGCCGUGAAUGCUGACGCUUCGUUAUCUGCCCUGAAAGACGCCUGUGACAGCCUGGCACUUGGCUACAAAGUCACCUGCACCAAACAGUUGACGGUGAGCACGCUGGACAAGCGCAAUAACAAACUCAUCUUCAAGGUCCAUUUGCUAGAGAUGAAUCAGAGAGUGCUGCUGGACUUCAGACUGUCUAAGGGGGACGGUCUGGAGUUUAAACGUCUGUUUGUGAAGAUAAAACAGAAGCUUGGUGACAUCAUCAGCACUCAGAAAAUGUUACUUCCCAUCACAUGAGCAGCCUCGCAGAUCCUGGUACCGACAAACAAACUGCCAUGGACGUUGAAGAGAAACAUCUAUCCACCCAUUACUGUAUCUAGACCAGUUAUCCUUUAAGUGUCGUGGGUGGGGGUGCUGGGGGGCUGGGGCCUUGGAGAGAAACACCUGUACAUAUUUUUUAUUUCUUGUUUUCAUGAACUUCUGUCAUGGCAGAAUAAAUUAAGUGUUAGAUGUCAGGAGGGAGGACAUCUUUAAAAACAGCCAGUUCUCCCUUGUUUAAAGAGACAGUAAUGACGUUUAGUGUUUAACAAGGUCCAAACCUUUAUGUGUCCUCGCUCUGCCUUUAAGAAGACUGGUUUGUUCUGAUUAUGUUUGACAUGAUACAGUCCAAAGUUGUGAAUAAAUUAUUAAAAGAC